GAAUAAUCGAUAAAUGCGUGAAUUAAAACGCGACAGAUAAGAUAUACUUGGCGGAUGUUUCACCGAGUCAUCUGUACACCGGGUAUUUCAAUAUACCCGGCCCCAGCCGGUCAUCUCCAUGAAACACCCGUGCACAGCCGAUGCGAGCCCCGAUUUGCCAUCUUCUCAACGGCCCGGAGUAAAGAAUGUUAUCAUCAUCAUGCAUCGGUAUUAUAGGGGUAGUUUAAUGAAAGGACUAGCAAGAUAUCCGGUCACCGAACCACGGCUGAAAGCAGGAUUGUAUUUAAAUCGGUUAUCGUUCGUCGUGGAAUCAUGAUUGAUAUAAAGGCUCAGCGACUGGUCCAAUCUACACCUUCCGCUCAGACUCAACCAAAUCUUGUAGUCUUAUAGAUAAAAGACACACGAGUCAAAAAAAGAACUCGAACUCAAAAAGCCAUGGCUCCCAUUUCCACCAGCCCCCCUCCUACCGACCGGAACUCCCUCGCCAGCUACAAAGGCUACGACCAUGUCCAUUGGUACGUAGGCAACGCCAAACAAGCAGCCUCAUACUACAUCACCCGCAUGGGCUUCAAGCGUGUAGCCUACCGCGGCCUCGAGACCAACCACCGACACAUCUGCUCCCACGUCGUCCGCAACGGAGACAUCACCUUCAUCCUCACCUCGCCUCUGCGCUCCCUCGACCAGAUCGACCGCUUCUCCCCCGAGGAACAGGAACAGCUGAAAGAAAUCCACCACCACCUGGAACAGCAUGGCGACGGCGUCAAGGACGUUGCCUUUGAGGUCGACUCCGUCGAUGCCGUGUUCAACGCUGCCCUGAAGAACGGUGCAAAGGUCGUCUCGCACCCACAGACAUUGAAGGAUGAGCACGGAGACGUGCGCGUCGCUACCAUCCAAACAUACGGCCAGACCACACACACCCUCCUCGAGCGGAGCAACUACCGCGGUCCUUUCCUCCCGGGAUACCGGCUCGAGACUGCCGAGGAUCCUGUCUCGAAGUUCUUGCCCGGCGUGCACCUGAACCGGGUCGACCAUUGUGUUGGCAACCAGGACUGGGAUGAGAUGGACAAGAUCUGCGAAUAUUAUGAAAAAGCCCUCGGCUUCCACCGGUUCUGGUCCGUGGACGACAAGCAGAUCUGCACCGAAUUCUCCGCUCUAAAGAGUAUAGUGAUGGCCUCACCGAACGAAGUCGUCAAAAUGCCCAUCAACGAGCCAGCCAAGGGAAAGAAGCAGUCCCAGAUCGAAGAAUAUGUCGAUUUCUACAACGGUGCUGGCGUGCAGCACAUUGCUCUCCUGACCGACGACAUCAUCCGGGACAUCACGAACCUCAAAGCCCGCGGUGUGGAAUUCAUCAAAGUCCCUAGCACCUACUACGACGAUGUGAAGAUCCGUCUGAAGAAGGCCGGGUUGGUCCUGCAGGAGGACUUUGAGACGAUCCAGAACUUGGAUAUCCUGAUUGACUUUGACGAGAAUGGAUAUCUCUUGCAGCUGUUCACUAAGGUAUGUCCAUCGGGGUUGCUUUGAUUUGAGAAUGAUGGUGUGCUAACGGAUGUAGCAUUUGAUGGAUCGCCCGACG
Messenger RNA from Aspergillus alliaceus, 1573 nucleotides. RefSeq names its product 4-hydroxyphenylpyruvate dioxygenase family protein. Gene Ontology annotation, molecular function: 4-hydroxyphenylpyruvate dioxygenase activity. The coding region runs from base 436 to 1521 and encodes 361 amino acids. The transcript is spliced from 3 exons. The record is from RefSeq and is a predicted model, not a curated record. NCBI's taxonomy places the organism in Eukaryota, Fungi, Ascomycota, Eurotiomycetes, Eurotiales, Aspergillaceae. Gene Ontology annotation, biological process: L-tyrosine catabolic process.